AGAAAUUACUAGAGCAUAUCGGAAAAAAGCAAUUAUCUAUCAUCCAGAUAAAAAUAAAAGCGAAAGCGCAAAAACUAUUUUUCAAGAUUUGGCUAAAGCGUAUGAAAUUCUUUCGGAUCCAAAAGCUCGUGCUGCUUACGAUGUUGUUAAAAAAGUGAAGUUAGAAAAAAAGAAAAGGGAGUUACAGUUAUCCGAAAAAAGAAGAAAUUUAAAAGAAAAUUUAGAAAAAAGAGAAAAGGAAGCAGAAAAAAACAAAAAUAAGAAAAAAUAUAGAGAAGAUGAUGAGAGUUUUGAUUCUGAUAUUACUGAAGCGCAGCAAUACUUUUAUAAAGAAGUUGAACGUCUUCGGCAAGAAGGAAAUACGCGUCUACAGCAAGAACUUGAACGCAUGAAAGCUCGUCUCUCUUUCUAUGACUUUCCUAUGAAAAAUCAAAGUUAUAAAAGGCCUGAGGAGUAUUGUAAGGUAAAGUUAAAGUGGAAAAUAAAAGAAAAGAAAUUUACAGCACAUGAGCUAAAAAGCUAUUUGGAAAGCAAAUAUGGCCUUGUAAAACACGUGGUUGUAUCCAUGAGAUCCACUGGCACUGCUGUGGUGGAAUUUGAGGACUUUUCUAGCGCUCAACAUGCAGUUAGUGAUUCUCAAGAAUCGAUUCGCGUAGCUUGGAUUAUUGAACCGCCUUCCUUGGACUCUUUUCUGCAAUGCGAGAAACGGAGCGAGUUAUUAACCAAUAGUGGAAGUACGAGAUUUGAGCAGUUCGAAGCAAUGACACUUUUGAAAAUGAGACAGUCGCAAGAUUUGCGUAAUAUUGCUUUAGGGCACAAGGGAAGCCUAGACUCCUUGCUCGAGUCUCCAGCGGCCAUGCGUUUAAGGCAAAAAGGGGAAAGAGAGCGGCUUAUUAAACAGUUGCAGGAAGAGGAAGAAGAAGAAAAAUAAAAGUUGAGUGAAUAUUGAAAAGAAAAAAAAUUUUACGGAAGCAGAAGUAAAGGUGCUAGUAAAAAAAAAAAU
Messenger RNA from Zophobas morio, 1003 nucleotides. RefSeq lists its product as uncharacterized. NCBI's taxonomy places the organism in Eukaryota, Metazoa, Arthropoda, Insecta, Coleoptera, Tenebrionidae. Bases 389 to 931 code for a protein of 180 amino acids. Gene Ontology annotation, molecular function: RNA binding. The record is from RefSeq and is a predicted model, not a curated record. The transcript has 9 exons. Gene Ontology annotation, cellular component: spliceosomal complex. Gene Ontology annotation, biological process: spliceosomal complex disassembly.